AUGGACAGCAACUUUGGCAUUUACAUCUCGUCUCCUCUCGUCACCUUCAUCGUCGGCCCUACAAGGAAGAAAAUCACUGUACACUCCGAUCCCCUAGCCAGCCUAUCAUCGACACUACACUGUCUCCUAAACGGCCCAAUGCUAGAGGCAAAGACUCAUCGUGUCGACUGGUCGGAGGUGAUCGAUGAGGAUACAUUCAUUCGGUUGUGUGAGUAUGCUUACGUGCGCGAUUACACGCCACCGUCGUGCACGGAAAGGUCUUACCAGACACUUGUAUCAGCAUCAGGGAUGGCAGAGAAACAAACUGAGGCUAGUGAAUGGGGCUACCGCUCGAGCCUCGAACCAUCAUCUGACCAGCCACCAGCAGAAACCCCUUGUGAGAAUUACGCCGACGAACCAAUGGCCUUAGAAGCGGAGGCAGAAGAAGAAGUGGUGCAGACUCCUGAUCUCUUCUACGGGUAUGCAUUACCCUACAGAGAAAAAAGUAUCUGGAGCCGCCAUCUGCGGGACAGGGGCAAUUGUGAUCCUAAAAAUGAUUUCACGCCUGUCUUUCUUGGACAUACGAAGCUAUAUAUUUUGGCUGAUAAGUAUGGUAUUGUUUCGCUUGCGGACUUGGUUCUGGGUAAGCUGGCGAUGACCUUAUCAUGCUUCACACUGUGUGAAGAUGAUAUAGAUGUAGUAGCUGAGUUGGUUCGGGCUUCUUAUCAAGAUACAAUGCCGAAUGAUGCUCUUAGGACAUUGGUUACAACCUAUAUUGUAUCUGUUCUUGGGCAAAUAGGUGGAAAUACCGGGUUCCAGAAGCUGCUGUCGGAGGGUGGGGAUUUUGUCGUCGAUUUCUGGCAAAUUAUCUGGAAAUAA
Messenger RNA from Aspergillus vadensis CBS 113365, 858 nucleotides. RefSeq lists its product as uncharacterized. NCBI's taxonomy places the organism in Eukaryota, Fungi, Ascomycota, Eurotiomycetes, Eurotiales, Aspergillaceae. Bases 1 to 858 code for a protein of 285 amino acids. The transcript has 4 exons. The record is from RefSeq and is a predicted model, not a curated record.